Dentiscutata erythropus is the source of this 1037-nucleotide messenger RNA. The record is from the annotation of a GenBank genome assembly. NCBI's taxonomy places the organism in Eukaryota, Fungi, Glomeromycota, Glomeromycetes, Diversisporales, Gigasporaceae.
AUGGUACUUGCAUCUUCCUUACCGUCAAAUUGUCAACCUGAAGAAGCUCGAUUAUAUCCUUGCUCAUUGAAUUGCAUACCAAGUCUUGAUGAUAUCACUUUUUAUCUUGUCGAAAUAAUUACUGGAAAGGAUGAUGGACAGUUUAUUGAUGUACAAGAUAUAGGAUGGUUUAAUUAUGAUGAUGAUCAACUUGUGUUAGCUCGAUAUCGAGAUUUUGAUGCUCAAUUUCGGAUUAACAAAAGGACAAUGGUCAACCCAAUUCUUUAUAAAAACGCGACAUCAGAAAUUAUGGAAUUGGAUGACGAGAAAUUAGAAUUGCCGUCACUAGGUCCUUCGUUAUCAGUUGAUUCAUUCAGCAGUCUAACGGAUAAUAGGGUUCCUUCAGAUUCUUUCCUUAUAUCUAGACAAAACUCUAUACAAAGUAUGCCAGAACUAUUAUCGACACCCUCGACUGACAAGGGUGCAGCUCCAUUUAGUGGUAUCAAACAAAAACUGCUUACAUAUUUAUUUAAGAAAGCAUAUGAUACUGAUGACGGUGGUUUGGCUUUGCGUCACUUUUAUCAAAUAUUCGAGCAGCUUUCCUCACUUGUCAUGUGGAAAAUACAAUUUAUUGACGAAUCUAAAUUUCUUAUUAAAUUUGGAAAUGUCGAUUGCGUCAUUGGACAUCACAAUGAUAGUGCAUCACACACAGCUUUUUUUGUUAUAUAUAAUUUUCUGACAACUGAAGUAAUCUCGAUUUUUGAUAAUGCAUCUGAGGAACUUCUCACCGAAUGUGAGACUUUAUGUGAGGGUUUUCAACAAAUCGCCUUCAAUGAGCCUUUUUCAUUUAACUCUAUCUACUCGAAUAAUCUUUAUGCCAGAGAAAAUUUCAAGAAACAUUUGUAUUCAGUUAGACAUGCUCGAAAUGGAGGACCAUUCCAAGCUGUGAAACGGGUUCUUGCAUCAUUACCUUAUGGUCCCCAGACGUGUAGUGAAAGUCCUUAUUUCGAUCAUGCUUUGUUUGCCUAUGACGAUAAAAUAAUAUCUGCCUUUGAUAG